Synchytrium microbalum is the source of this 1329-nucleotide messenger RNA. RefSeq names its product adenylosuccinate synthase (gene ADE12). The record is from RefSeq and is a predicted model, not a curated record. Gene Ontology annotation, molecular function: GTP binding; adenylosuccinate synthase activity. Gene Ontology annotation, biological process: 'de novo' AMP biosynthetic process; IMP metabolic process. Gene Ontology annotation, cellular component: cytoplasm. The transcript has 8 exons. The coding region runs from base 1 to 1329 and encodes 442 amino acids. NCBI's taxonomy places the organism in Eukaryota, Fungi, Chytridiomycota, Chytridiomycetes, Synchytriales, Synchytriaceae.
AUGUCGAAGAGGCAGAAGGGCAGCAAUGGAGCGGCUGCAGCUUCUCCUGUAGCAGGCUCUACCACUAUAGUUCUUGGAACUCAAUGGGGUGAUGAGGGUAAAGGCAAACUAGUCGAUAUACUAUCACAAGAAGCUGAAGUCUGUUGUCGUUUUGGGGGUGGAAACAAUGCUGGACAUACUUUGGUCGUCAACAAGGUCAAAUAUGCUCUACAUCUCGUACCAUGCGGUGUCAUCAAUCCUAAAUGCAUGAAUCUUAUUGGAAAUGGUGUCGUUGUUCAUCUCCCUUCCAUGUUUCAAGAAAUUGAUGAACUGGAAGCCAAAGGUGCCAAGCUCGAUGGCAGACUCUACGUGUCAAACCGUGCACACUUGGUUUUCGACUUUCACCAAAUCGUCGAUGGACUUAAAGAAGCUGAACUAGGUGGCGGUAAUAUCGGAACUACCAGGAAGGGUAUUGGUCCGACUUACAGUGCUAAAGCCUCCCGUUCUGGAUUACGUGUUCAUCACUUGAUGUCGGAUUGGGAUGUCUUUACUGCCAAAUUCAAAACUGCGCUGGGAAACAAAAUGAAGAGAUAUGGGGACUUUGAUUAUAAUGCUGAUGCAGAGUUGGCCAAGCUCAAGGGUCUUGUAAUAAGGUUAAAGCCCAUGGUGGUAGACACCAUAUCCUACAUCCACAAGUCACUAUCAAACGGCAAACACGUACUGGUAGAAGGCGCUCAAUCAUUGAUGUUGGAUGUCGAUUUUGGUACCUAUCCAUACGUCACAUCAUCAAGUACUUCUAUCGGCGGUGUAUGUACCGGUUUGGGUAUUCCUCCUUCCAAAGUCGGCAAAGUCGUCGGUGUCGUCAAGGCUUACACGACUCGAGUUGGAAGUGGGCCUUUUGCUACUGAGCAGUUGAAUGACGUGGGCAAGCAUUUACAAGAAGUAGGAUUUGAAUGGGGUGUUACUACUGGUCGAAGAAGGAGAUGUGGAUGGUUGGAUAUGGUCGUAUUGCGAUAUUCGCACAUGGUGAAUGGAUACACGAGUGUCAACCUGACAAAACUGGACGUGCUGGAUCAGUUAGACGAAAUCAAGAUCGCUGUUGGCUACAAGUACAAGGGAGAAUUACUUGAGAGUUUCCCAGCUGAUUUGGACUUGCUGGAGCAUGACUUUGAAGUGGUUUACGAAACCUUCCCAGGAUGGAAGAAAGAUAUCUCAUCCUUCAAAAAGUAUAAUGAAUUGCCAGAAAAUGCUCGAAAGUACAUUGAACGAAUUGAAACUUUAAUGGGUGUUCCAGUGGAAUGGAUUGGCGUUGGUGCAGACCGUGCCGCUAUGAUUCAUAAACCACUAUAG